CCGUGUGUAGUCAGACAGGAACAAUAUGGCUGCGGCGGCGGAGUUAGCGUCUGAGCUCGUCGUAGCCUGAAAGCAGGCGAGCUGACAGGAUGAGCCUCUGUUCCCAGUACUUACGACAGGCAGAGGCCAUGAAGGCUGACAUAACCGCGUGUUGUGCAGACUCCAAGCUGGGAGUAGCCGAGGCGUGGACGUCUCGCCAGGCUCUUCAGGACCUGUACCAGAAGAUGCUGGUCACAGACCUGGAGUAUGCCUUGGACAAGAAGGUGGAGCAGGACCUGUGGAACCAUGCCUUCAAGAACCAGAUCACCACCUUGCAGAGCCAGGCCAAAAACCGAGCCAAUCCAAACCGCAGCGAGGUGCAGGCCAAUCUCUCGUUGUUCUUGGAGGCGGCCAGCGGCUUUUACACUCAGCUGUUACAGGAGCUUUGCACCGUCUUCAACGUGGAACUGCCGUGUCGUGUCAAGUCGUCCCAACUCGGCAUUAUCAGCAACAGACAAAAUAACAGCAGCGCCAUUGUCACGCCGCAGCCGAGCUCAUGCUUGUACAUCUGCCAGCAUUGCCUGGUGCACCUGGGCGACAUCGCACGCUACCGCAACCAGACCAGCCAGGCAGAGUCAUACUACCGGCAUGCCGCUCAGCUGGUCCCGUCCAAUGGUCAACCAUACAACCAGUUGGCCAUCCUGGCGUCCUCCAAAGGAGACCACCUGACCACCAUCUUCUACUACUGCCGCAGCAUCGCAGUCAAGUUUCCGUUCCCAGCAGCAUCAACCAACCUGCAGAAGGCGCUGUCCAAGGCUCUGGAAAGCCGCGAGGAUGUGAGAAGCAAGUGGAGCGUGUCGGACUUCAUCAAGGCUUUUGUCAAGUUCCACGGCUAUGUGUACCUGGCCAAGGGUGUGGACCAGCUGGACACUCUAAGGGAGCGCCUGGAAGAGCACUUCCAGAGGCUGAUCCUCCAGAAGGCCUUCAACUCUCAGCAGCUGGUCCACAUCACCGUCAUCAACCUGUUUGAGCUGCACCACCUUAGAGAGCUGGCAGCCGACGGCGCAGAGCAGCAGGCCAGCUGGUUCCAGCUGCUCGGCCUAUUCAUGUCCUUCCUGGGGGUCAUGUGCAGCUGGGUUCUGCACAACAAGAACCAUGAUGAGGAGGUGGCUGGUGAGUGUCCUCUGCCGGCCAUCAAAGUUUCUUUGGACUGGCUCAGGCUAAGACCCGGCGUGUUCGGCGAGGCAGCAGUGGACCAGAGGCAGCAUGUGUGGCCAUGGCUGGUUUCCAUCCUCAACAGCUUCCAGCCCAAAGACCACCAUGUGUCCAGCUCCUCAGUGAUGCCGCUGCCAGAAGAGUUUGAGCUUCAAGGCUUCCUGGCGCUUCGACCUGCUCUAAGGUCUCUGGACUUCACCAUGGGUCACCAGGGCUUCCCAGCGGGCCGCGAUGUUCUGCUGCUCCGCACCAGACAUCAGAGGCUCAUCACUUUGGGAAAAUGGGUUGCUGACAACCAACCCGAAUUGAUACAAUAUCGCCUUGGCGAUGACGGCCUCCUCCUCUUCAUCACCGACAUUCCCGAACAGGCCAUUGAGGAGCCUCCAGAGAAGGAGCCGUGUGUGCUGCAGGAGGCCUCCAAUGGCGAGCAGAUCAUCGGCGAGGGCGGGAACGCCCGUCUCAAGUCUGUGCUCUCGGGGGGAAAGGCUCAGAAUUCAGGGUUGGAUGGCGCUGACCGACCCGUCGUCACCUUCAAGGAAAACAUCAAACCACGAGAACAUAGCCACGAGCCGUCUGCCGUCCCUCAUCAGAAGGAUGGUGGAAAGGAGCGCCGUGAUGUUGCCAAAGGCAAUGGGAUUUCUGGGAAAAGCGAGCUGAAAAGAGACGGGAAGAGGAAGUGUGACAUGAAGAAAAUUUGUCAGGAGACAGUUGGAGAUGCUGGAAAACAGGUGAAAGCUCAGACAGAAUUGAGGAAGACUCCGGUCUCUGAGGCCAAGAAGACUGCUGCUAAUCAAAGUCAAGCCACCUGCUCGUCCCAGUUUAUCCCAAUUCAUCAUCCUGGGGCCUUUCCACCACUGCCUAGUCGACCUGGUUUCCCACCGUCUGCCUUCGUCAUCCCUUCCCCUGUGGCGUUUCCGGGCUUGCAAGUGAAUUCGGGCUUCACUUUCCCCACAGGGGUGUCCGUCCCGGGACCCUUCCUGCAGACGGCUGUGCACACGCAGACGGGCUCGCAGGGCCAGAGUGGGAAGCAAUCCCACAUUCCUUACAGUCAACAGAGGCCAUCAGGUCCGGCUCAGGGGCCGGGCUCCUCGGGCCAGGGCCCCGCGACCCCGGGCCCCCUCCAGGGCCAACAGUCUCCCACCAAGCCCGUCCAGCAGGUCGGGAUGGGCAAAAGUCCGCCCAACCAUUCGAGCCUGCAGCAGCCUUUCCUGCAGAUCCAGAACCAGCAGAUGUGGAGUCAAAGUCAAGCGGCGCUCCCAAAAAUUCCGGCCAUGCCGAUGUCGCUAAAGCAGCAGGCGUUCUACUUGGCACCUCAGGACCCCGUUAAAGUGUAUGAGCACCACUUAGCGUCUCAUACAGCCAACAUGGACAAGAAGAUGAAGUUCCCGUCCUAUUGGGACUCCUUCCGAAUGGUUGAUGGCCCGUCCUCCAUGGCCGACAGGAUGAAGAGGCCUCAGAUGGUGGGUCCAAGGCAGGAUGCCGGCGCACCCAGAGGACCUGUGUUUGAGGACAACAAGAGCUUGCCUCUUCUCCCUCCUGACCUCUUAAAAACUCUAGCUGAUUUUGAGGAAGAGGAGGAGCUCGUCUUUUCUAAGCCACCUGAUUUCUUCCAGGCUUUGGCCAGCCCUCUUAGCACACUUCCUGGACCAAACAUCUUUCUACCGAACCAGACCAGGACGGAGAGCGGCCCGCAGGUGGGCAGCCAUUCGCCUUCCUUCCUACCCAUGUCUGGCCUCCCCCUGCAGGAGUACAACCAGAACAGCAUCUUCAGUCAGGCCUAUGGGAAGAACCUGGCAGCCAGCGCAAAGUCUGACACUCCCAUGAUGCACCAGGAGCCAUCACUCUACUCGCUCUUUGAGUGGACACCCUGGUCCCCCUCCAUCCACGCCAGCUCAGAUCACUCUACGCCGGCCAGUCAAUCGCCUCAUUCCUCCAACCCCAGCAGCCUGCCAAGCUCCCCGCCCACUCACAACCACAUGGCCACGCCGUUCGGGCCCAUCGGCACACCAGACAGCCGAGAGCGGCGCACGGUGGACCGCUGGAAGGCUGAGAAGCCAGGGGGAUUAAGCGGCUUCGGUCUGGACUACCUGCCGGCCUCCUCUACUUCGGACAGCGGCUGGCACCAAGCACCGCCCGCCAACAGCUGGACCAAUCAGGAGUCCCCAAUGGAAGAGUCAUCCUCCACAGUGCUGCUGGACAGCUUUAAGUCCAUCUGGUCCAGCUCCAUGAUGCAGCCCGGCCCGUCGGCACUGGAGCAGCUGCUCCAGCAGCAAAAGCAGCAGCGAGGUCAUGGCGCCAUGAACCCGCCUCACUGAGGGGCAGGCAAGGCGGCGCUCAGCGCUUGGAGACCACGCCCUCAACACGAGUUUGAUGAAGACCAGCUCCAAUUAACACGCUAUUCAUAGCGGUGCAACGCGGUGGAUGCUGGAGAGGCUGUAACCCCCCUCCUUCAGCCGACCUGGCUGAAACUCCACACCCGCGCUCCCUCGACUGUCGAGGAGUGGGACGCGCCUCCUGGAUGGCAGGGUGUCAGAUCACCGCCUGCGAUCCCCAACACACACACAAACACAUGCACAUGCACAGUGGUGGCUCCACCCCAUUUUACUCAUCCUGGACGUCCCUCAGUGGGUUUAUUAGGGUCUUAGCGGCUACAGGCUGAAGAAGUGCGAGGGGGAGCGUGGACCCUGUGGUGGUCAGGUGACCGGGGCCCGGAACUGCAUACUGAACUUGUCAUUGAUUUUUCUUGAUGGGGAGGAUGAUGUAAACGUGUGUUUCCAACAUGGAGGAAAGACACGGUGCCCUAGAAAGAGGCGGAGCAAGAAGAGAAAGACAUAGUCAUUUGUUUGUAAACAGUGCAGUUGAUGUACUCCUGCUCGCUAGCUUAGCCUGCGUUAGCUUUUGUUGCUCUUCCGCCAUUUUAGCUCAUGCUCUGAUAAGAAUUGGACUUUCACCUUUUUAACAACUCGUCACUUUUUAAACAAGCCACAGGAGAAGGAAUAAAAUGGCCUCCAGUCAGAUGACCAUGAAAGCAACUUUAUUUUUAAAAGGAAAUACAAUCAUUCAGCAGCAAGCAACCCCACCCUCCUCAUGCAGCUUCCUCCUGCAUGACGAUGUCUACGUUAGCUUGCUAAUGGAUUCCUGCUGCUCCAACAGCGCGGAGGAAGAGUGUAAGGAAGAUGAGCGUUUUGUUGUGUUUUUGUGUAGUAGCUGCAAAUAAACAUGAAAUCAUGUUCUCCCUUCA
Molecule: messenger RNA, 4435 nt
Organism: Entelurus aequoreus (snake pipefish)
Lineage: Eukaryota; Metazoa; Chordata; Actinopteri; Syngnathiformes; Syngnathidae
Gene: smg7
Product: SMG7 nonsense mediated mRNA decay factor
Exons: 23
Coding region: 90-3509 (1139 amino acids)
Biological process (GO): nuclear-transcribed mRNA catabolic process, nonsense-mediated decay
Cellular component (GO): telomerase holoenzyme complex
Molecular function (GO): telomerase RNA binding; telomeric repeat DNA binding; protein binding
Source: RefSeq, a predicted model, not a curated record